UCUUGACAUAUCUCAAAAGAAAACAUUUUACAUUUACAGAAAGCGGAGCGUAAACAACAUGUCUUCGCUUCUUCAUGUAGUAGGAAGAAGCAUGUCAGCAACGAGGGUGUGGCGUCAGGUGUGCCCCAUCUUGCAGUGCCUCAGUCAACAACGGGCCACACCUCAUCUCAGUCCAUUUUCCUCAGCUAUGACAAUGCAGUGCUCCCACCGCUCGCCCAAAUUGAAUGAAGUGCAGGAGGUGAAGUGGCUUCACCCAGGCGAUGGCAGGGUAGAGGACAUGAUAGCCAUGAACAAACAUGGCACUUGGCGCCAUUGCGGAUAUUUUACCUUGCACUUGGAACAACCAUUAGAACCACAGCAGUAUCUUCAAGCUGUAACUCAUCUGCGUAAUAAGGUUCAGCUGUUGAGGACCUGUUUCCGCCUCCGUGACAAAGAGUGGUGGCUGUGUGAGAUGCCAACACCUUCCAUCGACUUCCAGGUGAGCAUCGCACACACCCUGUGUGUCACCAACACCUUCCUCUUUUACCAUCUCUUCUUCAGGAUUAUAUAUGUAUAUACAUGUUGUACCUAGUAGCCAGAACGUGGUACUCGGCCUACUAUUCAAGGCCGAGUACGACGUUCAGAUGAAAUGGGCUACAGAUGAAAUGGGCUGGACAAAGCAUAGAGAAGUUUUUUCAGGCUAGGCUGGUACAACAAGGAUAGAGAUCACCUGAUAAAGAUUGUGUUUUCAAACGAGACCACGAAGGAGGAAAUUCUAACAAGGAAGGGUUAACUGUUAAAUGUGAGAGGAAGCAAGAAAACAUUCCUCCAGAAGGGCAUGAUGAAGAAAGAAAGAGCAAUGACAACAGAUGCAAAGAAGAAGCACAAGGAGAGAGGAGAGAACCAGGAAACGACUGGCCUCAACACAACAGUCCGGGAGGGGAGUGGAGAACUCCCAACCAGCAUCCCAGUAACCCCAGAGGAGAGGACAACACCUCCACCCUCCUCCUCAUAGAAAUCCUCCUUACACUGUAUCCUCCCUGUCCCCAUUUAAAUGCUCAUUCAACUUUCCCUCCCUCCUUCCUCAUCCCUUACCCUCCCUGUUCCCCCCAUCCCCUCACCCCAUUCCCUCUCAGUCCCCUUGUUACUGUAUCAACACCGUUGCCAGAGUGGGGCGUGGUGAUUUCGGCGCCAUCUAUGAACCUGUAUUCCAACUUCCAGGCAUUGGGUGCAACACAGACAACGCUAUCUCAUGAUGGUGGCAUGGCAUUAGUGUAAAGCUCUGGUUUUCUACCUCAGUUAGAAGGUGAGGAUGAUGAUGACCUCUGGUGGGUGGCAUAUCGAGAUCAACGCCAUCUAGGUUGUGGCUACAGUUUACAAUUUCAAUUCCCCGGUGGCAGGGUGUUAUCCAAAGGUCACCCUUAGGAUAACUACUGUCAUUAGCUACUGUCUGUCUAGCUAAUGACGUUUUAUGUUCACAGAGGUGACGCAAGGAGGCGAUUGCGCUGAGGACGGCAGUUCACCUUGGACAGUCCUAAACUCUUGACUUGAUCCUGUGAGAGAACAAAAUCGCUGCUGUCGGUUAUAGCUGUGAGAUUUUUUUCUACGCCUACCUCCCUUAGCAAGUGGACCUCAAGCAUAAAGAACUGCACACUGCAGAUAUUUCUACUCUAAGCAUGAGUUCAAUAGAAAAAGGAAAAGCGGGAGCAAACCGCCAGGCUUCCACCACAAGGGUGAAAACCUGUCCACUUAGGCUGCUGGUUCAUCCGAGUUAAACAGGACGUUAAAACCAAUAAAGACUAACCGACAGGUUUUCACAAUCAAAUAUAUAUAUAUGAUGUGGUGCUAUGAAUUGGAAUUGGAAUUUCCCAAGAACAGCCGUCAUUUAAAAAAAAGAUCACAUUGCAACAAUCGUAUAAAGCAAAACAUAGGUGGAAAAGAAUGGUUGAAGGGUUGACAUCAAAGACCGUUUUCUAUAACAAAGAGACUAAAACUAUAACUAGUUUCUAUAACUAGAGACUAAACUACUACAACAUCGAGUUUAUGUUACGUUAAUGACCAUCAAGUGGCACUAUAACAACAGCUAAAUAGCAACGAAUCCGGUCCAUUGCUGUGCGGCUGCAUACUGAACUAACCUGAACACAGGUGUGCCCACUGACGACGCAAUAUUGCAAACAAAUAAUUCACAAGCUUAGUUUACACCACAGUGAGUGAUUUGUUAAGUUAAUGUCUAUCAAGUGGCACUUGCAAAACAGCUAUUCUACAGCCCCUCGCACUGCGGGCUGAUUAAAUGAACUAACUGAACAAUGAUGCCCACUGAUGACACAAGCUUGCAAUCAAUAUUGUCACGGCUUCAAGGUGAACAGAUACUAUAAUCACAAUUUCAUGGGUCCUCCAACCCUUCAGGCGAGAUACGUCACGUAACUAGGCGGGUAGUCCAACACUGACUUCCCCUAUCACAACCUAAUGUGAACACUCUUUGCAACUCCCUGCAAGAAGUUGCACUGUAAACAGUAAACAAAGCCAGGCAAGG
Procambarus clarkii (red swamp crayfish) is the source of this 2512-nucleotide messenger RNA. Lineage: Eukaryota; Metazoa; Arthropoda; Malacostraca; Decapoda; Cambaridae. The record is from RefSeq and is a predicted model, not a curated record.